Molecule: messenger RNA, 3646 nt
Organism: Fopius arisanus
Lineage: Eukaryota; Metazoa; Arthropoda; Insecta; Hymenoptera; Braconidae
Gene: muskelin
Product: muskelin 1
Exons: 1
Coding region: 258-2483 (741 amino acids)
Cellular component (GO): cytoplasm
Molecular function (GO): protein binding
Source: RefSeq, a predicted model, not a curated record
CCCUGAGUGUGUGCAUAAUUUUCCUCGUAGCAGGUGCCCAACACACACCCGAAAUCUCGAAAAUUUGCAGUAAAACUAAAAGAUUUUCAACAUUCAGCAAGUGAUCCGAAGGUGAAAACCCAAACGCAAAAAAGUGUCAAAACACUUCAACAGUGGAGAGGAAUUUCCCCGGUGAUUAUUCCUCGUCUGUCACGUAAACACAAUAGCCAAUGAAUUAACACUGGUACCAAAGGUUAUGGUUAUGUCACUUGCAUAAUAUGGCGUCUUCCGAGGUAUCAGACGAUGGACAGGACUGGAAAACCCUCGAGUACAGAAUCUACAAGUGUUCGAGUUACUCCCCUACUUAUGUACCCGAGAAUAUCCUGGUGGAUAAACCACUGGACCAGUCAUCCCGAUGGUCAUCGGACAAUGACAAUCAUCCCCAGUACCUGGCCCUCAAACUCCAGAGGCCCUCGAUUGUUCGAUCCAUAACAUUCGGUAAAUUUGAGAAGACACACGUCUGCAACAUGAAGAAGUUCAAGAUCUACGGUGGCAUGGAGUACGACAAUCUGAUGGAGCUGUUGAAAAGUGGUUUGAAGAAUGACUCAAUCUCGGAGACAUUCGAGUUGAAGCACAAGAUCGGUAGAAAUGAUACUUAUUAUCCAGUUCGCUACCUCAAGAUAAUGCCACUCCAGUCCUGGGGCCCCAGCUUUAACUUCUCCAUUUGGCACGUUCGUCUCACGGGGAUGGACGAUCCCCUGGUGAUAGCCCCCUGCAUUAAAUACGUAGAGCAGUACUUUCAGAAUGAGAUAAUAAGACUCUGCAUGAAGCACUUUCGUCGUCUGGAGCAGCCCCAGGUGGUGCAGACACUGGAGAGUGUAGGGAAUGUCAAAUUGGAGGAUCAACGUUUGUCAGUGCUGUACGAGAUCCUGGUGAAUCGUGGGGAUCACCACGAGGCUGAGCACUUCAUCACGAAUGCCAUUGGCAUUGGCUUACUCGAUGAUUACAUGAAUAGCCAGCCAUACAGAGCUGUUUGGAAGAAGAUGUCAUGUGAAGAGCCAAGACCUGGGAUGCGUGGUGGACACCAGAUGGUCCUCGACUCCUCUGCCGAGACCCUUUAUCUCUUCGGUGGAUGGGAUGGCACUCAGGAUCUUGCAGAUCUGUGGCAAUACGACAUCAAAACUGAGAAGUGGUCACUAAUCUGCAAGGACACUGAGGCUGUAGCUGGACCCACUGCACGCUCCUGCCACAAAAUGUGUCUCGAUCCUGAGAAAAGACAGCUGUUCACCCUGGGGAGGUACCUGGAUACCCAGUAUCGAACACCAGAUAAUUUGAAGAGUGAUUUUUACGUGUACGAUAUUGAAUCCAACAAGUGGACGCAGAUCUCAGAGGACACUGGGGCUGUGGGAGGCCCCAGACUGAUAUUCGAUCAUCAGAUGUGCAUGGACGUCAGUAAUAGGAUUAUUUAUGUGUUUGGGGGACGGGUUCUCGUGCCAUCUGGGGCGAGUGAGGACGGGGGUCCCAUUACCUCCGCUGAACCCAUAUUCUCUGGACUUUAUUCGUAUCACGUUGCCACCAGCACAUGGAAUAUCCUCGCAUGUGACAUCGCCAGACCCAGUCCCUUCAGUGUUCCCAUUAUUAGAUCACGUGUUGGACACUCCAUGCUGUUCAAUCCUGUCGACAGGAAGCUGUAUAUAUCCGCUGGGCAGAGGAGCAAGGAGUACCUCAAUGAUUUUUUCACUUAUGAGGUUGAUACUAAUAUGGUGGAGCACAUCAGUGUCACUGACUUUGGUGGACAGGACUCUAGUCACACACCAGCUGCUGGUUAUACCCAGAGGGCCACAAUCGAUCCACUCCUGGGUGAGAUUUACGUUCUCUCUGGGCUGAGCAAGGACAAGGACAAGAGGGAGGAGAACGUCCAGAACUCCUUCUGGGUUUACAAAAUCAAGAAGAACAGUUGGACUUGUGUUUAUAGAAAUGAGAAUGGGGGUGAGAAGUACUGGAGUCGAAUGCAGGACUUUGAGCCGUGUCCCAGAUUUGCUCAUCAGUUGGUUUAUGAUACUGAUAAGAAAGUGCAUUAUUUGUUUGGGGGCAACCCCGGCAGGUCUUGUUUACCGAAGCUCAGGCUCGAUGAUUUCUGGCAGCUCAAACUCUGUAAACCGAGUCAGGAACAGGUGCUCAGACGAUGCAAGCUCAUUAUCAGGAAGUACAAAUUCAAGGAAUUGGCUCUCAACAGCAGCAUCGAGGCUCUCGAGUACCUCCAGAGGGAUGUGUCCGAGAUUAUCGAUCAUGGGGACGAGGAGCAAACCAAAGAGUUUCAGGGACUCACCUCUGUCUUAUUCCGGGAACAGGAGAGGCUCGAUCUCCAGGGGAAUGAGGACAAGGAGAUUAUGGAGAGGGAACUGCAUCAGAGGAGGGCUGAGCUCUUCGAUAAACUCAUGGAAUUUUUUCCUGAGACUCUCACUCAACCCAGGGCAAAUCUCGUCGAUCUUCUGCCUUUGUGACAUCGGUGGUAAAUUCUCAGGGUGAAUCAGGGAGUUUGAGGAUUUGGCGCGUACAAUUUCUGGGUGACACGUACAUACUCUAUUUCUCAAACUACUCAAUGGAGAAAUCAGCAGCGAAAUGGUUACAAAAAAUUUAAAAACAGCUGAGUGUCAGGAACAUUUCAAGAAAAUCAUUUAGAUUUAGUUUGAAAAUUAAUUUAUCUCACUUCACUUCGCUCCUAAAAUCUACGGUUUUCAUUUUUAUAUGUUAUUUGUCGAAGUUUAGUGCAACUAGUCCCAGGGGAUUUUAUUUUUCAAUAUGAGAAUUCUGAGAAUGUAUUUUUUUUAGUGUUUCGUGUAUAUAUGGUCUUUAUUACUGACACGUACGGAAGUUUAAUAGAAAUUUUCAGUUUUAUUGUCUCUAUUCGAUUACGAAUUUUCAACACUAAUUGUAGGAUCUGAUUCCUGUAAUAUUGUUUCUGUAAAUUGAUCAACGUGAAUAUUCUGAAUUUUUUGCUUCAAUUUUUUUGGUAAAGAACAAUUUAAAAAGGCUGGGAAAUGUCGGGAAAUUUGUGUGAAUAAUUUACGCGAAAUAUCUCGGUAGAUCGAGUUUGUCUAGAGUUGAGUAAUUAUUUUCUAUUUAAUAUUAUUGUUUGUAGUUUUUUUUUUCUAUUAAAUUUUUACGUAUGUCCUUCAGCCUCAGUUUAUUAUCUUGACGUAUUACAGGAUAGAGUGAUAAUUUAUGGGUGCAGCUGAAAGAUUGAUAAUUCUCUGUGAUAUGUCGAGAUACAUCAGACUCGAAGUCAUUGUUGUAGUGAGUUAUUGAAAUGAUACAUGACAAAGUAUUCUGACGUACUUGAAAGCUUUAUGUAAAGUCGGAGAUUCUGAUGUUGUUAAUAUUAUGCUAGAUAUUAUUCAAUGAGAUGUUGCUGCAUUUUUCUCGACUGUCGCCAGGUGUUUUUUUUUUUUCAACAAUUUACGAAUGAAUGAGAACAGUCUGUUGAGCUUCUUGCGGUCAUUUUCGUGCUUCCGAUGAUCUCCAUUAAGCAGCUGUUCAAUUAUAAUUAAUUGUUAAGAUCAUCGUACUAAUGCAGAGUUGUACAUAUUGUUCAUUAUGCGCUGUUGAAUAAUAUCUAUCGCCAUUUAUUGAAUAUGGAAUUUUGUAAUAAACAUCCUUCACGAAA